AAACUUUACCCGGGGUAACAGCCGAGGCGCUUUACGGCGACGGCGGCUGGGUGAGAUCCUUGGCGGCGGUGGAGGCGGCCGCGGCGGGGAAGGAGGCGGCGGCGGUGGCUGAGGAAGAGGAGUGGCGGCACCGGCGGCGGGGACCAGUGCCGGGAUGGCGGAGGUACCGCCUGGGCCUAGCAGCCUCCUCCCACCACCAGCACCUCCGGCCCCGGCGGCGGCGGAGCCCCGUUGCCCCUUCCCGGCGGGGGCUGCCCUCGCCUGCUGCAGCGAGGACGAGGAGGACGACGAGGAGCAUGAAGGCGUUGGCGGCAGGAGCCGGGCUGGCGGCGAGGCGACGGCGGCGGCCAAGAGGCAUCCGUGCCUUCGCUGCCCGGAGCCGCCGCAGGAGCAGCAGCAGCUCAACGGAUUGAUCAGCCCCGAACUGCGACACCUCCGGGCGGCCGCUUCCCUCAAGAGCAAGGUCCUGAGUGCAACCGAGGCGGCCACGAGCACGGCCAACCCCGACGGGGGCCCCAAAGCGACUGCAACAAAGGGAGCCGGGGUACACUCGGGCGAGAGACCCCUUCACUCCCUCCCCAAUAAUGCAAGAACUGCGCUCCCCAGCCCGGCAGAGGCAGCGGCUGCGAGCGACCCCGCGGCGGCCCGCAAUGGACUGGCCGAGGGCACGGAGGAGGAGGAAGACGAGCAGGUGCGGCUGCUGUCUUCGUCCCUGACCGCUGGUUGCAGUUUAAGAAGUCCCUCGGGCCGGGAGGUCGAGCCUGGGGAGGAUCGGACGAUACGAUAUGUCCGAUAUGAAUCCGAGCUACAAAUGCCCGAUAUCAUGAGACUGAUCACCAAAGAUCUGUCUGAACCCUACUCCAUUUAUACGUAUAGAUAUUUUAUCCACAACUGGCCACAGCUGUGCUUCUUGGCCAUGGUAGGGGAGGAGUGUGUAGGUGCCAUCGUUUGCAAGUUGGAUAUGCACAAAAAGAUGUUCCGCAGAGGUUAUAUAGCCAUGUUAGCUGUGGAUUCCAAAUACAGGAGAAAUGGCAUUGGUACUAACUUGGUUAAGAAAGCUAUAUAUGCCAUGGUUGAAGGAGACUGUGAUGAGGUUGUUUUGGAAACAGAAAUAACAAAUAAGUCUGCUUUGAAACUUUAUGAAAAUCUUGGUUUUGUUCGAGAUAAGAGGCUGUUCAGAUACUAUUUAAAUGGAGUUGAUGCACUGCGACUUAAACUGUGGCUGCGUUGAGAAAUUGACAUCGAGGAACAACUUCCAACAACAGAAUCGACAUUUGCAUGCAAUGCAAUUUGUACAGAAUUGCUUUGCAGGUGGAUUUAGUAAUUUCCAUGCAGCUCUUACCUGUCAGUGUCUCAUUGAGUGUCGCACAAUAUUUGUUGCACUUUGGCAUGGCGCAUUUGUUCUGAAUUAAAAGAGAUUGUUUUAAACUUCAAGAGUUCUUUUGGUACCAACAAGAUGUGCCAGUUGAUAGCCAAGAUUUGUUCAUUUUCAGAGUCUGCUGACAAUGUUAUUUGCAUAGUGAUCAUUUUAUCACAGAACCAGUAAAUGGAACAUGAUUUUUGUUCCUUUAAAAAGCCAAGGUAGAUUGUAAAAGUCUCUAAGUAUACUAACAUUUCACACAAAACCUGCCAUAGUUUUCUGAAAGGGGUGAGGGAAAAGCUUCAAUUUUAGGUUUUAUUUUUUCAAUAUUAAAUUUUCCAUUCUUGAAUAUUGGUACCUCAGUGAUUAGUGAAUGAAAAAAAAAUGUAGGAUGGGGUAUUGUUUUACAAUAAGUAAAGAUAACAAUUAAAUUGCGUCUGCCAGUGCCUGUGUAGAUAAGUAUAUUUGUCUUCAUCUCUAGGUUUUUAAUGCAUGCUGUCUUUUCCUUUUCUUUAAGGCUUUUACAAGAAAACUUUGUUUUUAUUUAAAUUCUAAAUUUGAUAAUAAAUUAUUUCAGAUUUUUAUAAUUUGGAUACUUUUUCCAGGUGAGUGACAGAGUGGUUUGCUUUAGAAGUCCCUUCUUUCUUUACAGUAAGAAGUUGAAAUCUUUUUGGAAAACCUUAGAGGAAUGGCUCAAAAGGGAUGAGAAAAGUUGAGAGAGCAGGGAAUUGCUGGGUUUUGGAUGCACUUUUUUGUUUUGUUUUGCUUUAUUUUUUUGGAGAGGGAAUUUUUGGAAAAGAACAGAAAAUUAAUGUAAAUUGGUGUGAUUUUAUUUAAUCAAAAUUAUUGCUAAGCUGUGAAGAACAGCUUUUAUAUAGUAGCUGGAAUUUUUUUCCCACUUGGAUUCACGUUGCUUUUGUUUCUUAAAAUGCUUCACUUUUGAUUCUUCAUCUUGGAAAUAAAUUUCAAGGUGCAUUGUAUCCAUUUUAAGCUGCUUUUAUUUUCUUUUCACUUGUCUGAGCAGAUUGUCGGGGGAGCUUUGCUUUGUUCCUCCAGAAACACAAAAGGGAGAAAUGAAAAUCUUUUUUUAAUGAGUUCUUUGGGUUUUCUGAACAGCUACCAUGUUUAUUAAUUACAUUGUGUUUUGGUUAAUCAGUGCAAUGUAACGAAUUUUCAAGUUAAUUGCUUUCAGUUGAGUCGGUAAAUCUGUGAUGGAUAAUUUAUUUAACUGGAAAACCUAGGUACCCAUAAGAAAAAAAAAGAUUCAUUCUCUGUGAAAACUCUUUUGUAGGAAUCUAUGUUGUCAUUUUCAUUUGGAUAUACUUUUGCUCUAGGAUUUGGGUUGAAUAUUUUAUGAGUAUAAUUACUGUAUUUUUAAAACCCUACCUCCAUUAACAGUUGGUAAAGGCCCCUUUUCAGGAAAGUUUGUUGCUUUUUUUUUUUUUUUUUUUUUUUUAAGGAAAGCUGCUCUUUGCUCAGUAUAGUGUUUUCAAAGUGAACAUGAUUACAACGACUUUUAAAAUAAAGAUAAACAAUUUAUAUUUGAUGAAAACUAAAGUUCCUCCUGGUGGGAUCAUUUAUAAUUCCUUAUUUUAAAGAAAACAUUUCCAUUUUACAUUUUAUUUAAAAGCUUAAUGUUAAUGGGCAGAAUAUUGGUUCUAUCAACAUUUCACGACCAUAGUAUUCAGCUUUUCAGCUGACCAUUUUGAGUCUGUUUGUGAUCAAACUUCAUUUGGGUUCUAGCAUUUAGAAGAAUGCCAGUCAUAUCGAUGCUUCUGUUAUUAUUUUUUAAUAAGAAGGAAACUAGCUGAAACAGUGUUACAUGUGUCAUCAAGUUAUAUUUCAUAGCCUUAUAUUUGGUUCUUAGGUAAUGAUUGUUGUUGAACGUACAUUUGAUUGACUCAAAUAAUGGGGACAGUUGUAAAGUAGAUACAUGCUAAUUAUCAGUUCAACCAUUUUUUUAAUGUUUUUGCCAGAAUGUUAAGGAAACCCUAACUACUGACCUUUAACCCCAGAAUUGCUGAAUUAAUAACUAAAUUGAUUGCUUGGGCAUUUGUAAACAUGACCUUAACCAUGUGACUAAAAAGUGAAAUGGAUGCCAUAUUGUUCAGCUGGUGUAUGUUUAAUAUCGGUGUACCUUAUGUCUUUAAUUAGGUGUGCAAAAAUUGUUCACCUAAAAUUUUAAUCUCUAGCAUGAUAAUCCAGCACCAAAAUUAAAAGACUCUCUUCCAGUUGAAAUAGCAUCAAACAUUCACUUACUUUGAUAACACACUUACAUUUUUCUCAUAUCAGCUUGAAACAGUUCCAUUUAUAAUUGAUAGAGUGGGUUCACUUGGCUAAAAACUGAGCAAAAUUGGUGCAACUUUCUUUUAAUGGGGUGCUGCCUCUUUAAGACUGACUGUACUUUAUCCACUGACACUGGUUUAGCAGUUGGUACUGCUGAACAUUUUUAUACAUGCUACCAUGAAGCUAUAUAUGUUAGUGUUAAAGAAGCUAACGGGUAUACUAUCAUUUUUGGUAUGUGGGCUAUUAUUUCCCUUACCUUGGGAUGAAGCUACUUACUCUAGAGAAGUCCACAGAUCAGAAACCAGACAGUAGUUUUUGAAGUUGAAGCCAGCAAAAUAAGAAAAAAGUACUAUUAAAAAAUUGGUUUUGAUAUUUUCUGCCUCUCUCUUCUCCAAAUUACCCUCCCCCCUUGCUCGACAAAUCUGUGUAAAGGAGUUUGUUUGUCACGUUUCAACUUUACCUUGCCCUGUGUUAUGAUGUUGGCUGACAUGUAUAAGACUGGAUGUGUAUAUUUAUUAUGGUGUCUAAAAAAUCAUGAAGUUCAUCACUUUGGAGGAGCGUAGAUAAAAUCAAAUUAGUAGCGCAUCAGAGUUAUUUUUCAGUGCACCAUGACAUCAUUAAAAUGAGUGCUAUAAUGUUACAGGGCUUUCAGGUUUGUAAAAACAUAACCAUAAAUUAUAUUGACGUCAGAUAUGAGUUGAGUAUCUAUAAAAUAUCACGUGUAUCUCAAAAUAUUGGACUGCUGUUUGAUGACUGGAUAUUGCUGCAUAAUUUUCUCUUAUUGUCCCAUAUUCUUUUGGAGAGAGAGAUUUAAUGGGAUUUGAAAUGUGCAAGCUGUCUAAAUAAGAUGCAGUCAAAUAAAGUAUGGUUAAGUUGUGUUUGCAUUUUUCUUUAAGAUA
Marmota flaviventris (yellow-bellied marmot) is the source of this 4545-nucleotide messenger RNA. It is a transcript of the gene Naa30, whose product is annotated as N-alpha-acetyltransferase 30, NatC catalytic subunit. Gene Ontology annotation, biological process: N-terminal peptidyl-methionine acetylation. The record is from RefSeq and is a predicted model, not a curated record. NCBI's taxonomy places the organism in Eukaryota, Metazoa, Chordata, Mammalia, Rodentia, Sciuridae. Gene Ontology annotation, cellular component: NatC complex. Gene Ontology annotation, molecular function: protein-N-terminal amino-acid acetyltransferase activity.